AUGUCAAUCAACAUCGUAAGAAGGUCCAAUCGAUUACUGGUUGGUGGUAGUAAACCAAGAUGUUUCACUACUUCCAUACGUGCUCUUCGACCUUUCCCCACCACACCUAAACAAUCUUCCACGACAGCGGUACAACCUCAUCCUAAACCACCAUCAACAUCAUUCCAUCCUGUAAAAACAUCCAUUUUCACUCCGUUAGAUACCUUCUUACCUCGUCAUCUUGGUCCUCGUCAAUCAGAUGUUGAGUCCAUGUUAUCCACCCUCGGGUAUAAAUCAAUGGACGAAUUCGUCGAUGAUACGAUCCCACGAGGUAUCAGAACUGAUAAAUUAACCGAUAAGGAAGAUGACGGAAAUGGUAUACGUCCUUUUAGUGAACUUGAACUAGCAAGAAGAGUUGGAGAAGUAGCUAGUUUAAAUAAACCUAUGAAGAGUUACAUCGGUAUGGGAUAUCACAAUGCAAUUGUGCCGCCUGUCAUCCAGAGAAAUGUUCUCGAAAACCCCGCUUGGUACACCGCCUACACACCUUACUCGCCCGAACAAUCUCAAGGUCGACUUGAAUCACUCGUCAAUUUCCAAACCGUUGCAAUCUCCCUUACCGGUCUUCCAAUCGCCAAUGCAUCUUUACUUGACGAAGCUACUGCCGCGGGAGAAGCGAUGGCCAUGUGUCUCGCUUCUGUACCCAAGAACAAACUUUCGAAAGGCAAGAAGGUAUUCCUAGUUUCACCCUCUGUCGCACCCCAGACUAUCGCUGUUCUCGAAACCAGAGCCAGUGGAUUUGGAAUCGAAUUAAAAGUUGCUGAGAGUAACGAAACUUUCGUUGAGGAAGUUGCUAAAUUAGGAGAAGAGAAACUUAUGGGUGCUCUAGUUCAAUAUCCAGAUGUUAACGGUGCUAUCGGAGAUUGGGCCGAGGUAGCUUCAAAAGUAAAGAGCACAGGUGCCAAAAUGGUAGUUGCAAGUGAUUUAUUAGCUUUGACUAUGCUUAAACCUCCUGGAGAAUGGGGCGCGGACAUCGUCUGCGGUAAUUCCCAACGAUUCGGUGUUCCCGUUGGAUAUGGUGGUCCUCACGCUGCAUUCUUCGCCUGUACAGACGAUAUGAAGCGAAAAAUGCCCGGUCGAUUGGUUGGUUUGAGUAAAGAUUCCAGAGGUCUCCCUGCAUAUCGAUUAGCCCUGCAAACUCGAGAACAACACAUCCGACGAGAGAAAGCAACUUCCAAUGUCUGUACCGCUCAAGCACUCCUCGCCAAUAUGACCGCUAUGUACGCCGUCUACCAUGGUCCUGAAGGUCUUCGACAAAUCGCUGGAAAGGUACACUCUCUCACUCGAAUCCUUUCCGAAUCCCUCUCUUCCCUCGGCUUCACAACCGUCAACAAGACUUACUUCGACACUCUCACUAUUGAUGUUUCCACUGCCGGCCUCACAGCUGCUCAAGUUCACGAAGAAUCGGUCAAGGCUGCUAUCAACUUCCGAUCAAUUGACGAGAAGACAAUCGGUAUUACUCUUGACGAAAGUGUUGGUCCUCUCGACUUGACCGACAUUGUUAAUGUCUUUUACCGAGCUAAGGGUGAACACACCAUUGAUCCUGAAAACCUCGAACAACUCGCUCAAAAACUUGAAUUAACUUCCGAAUCAGUCAAUUCACCAAUCGCUAAUCUCGCUCGAUCAAGUAAAUUCCUCACUCAACCCGUCUUCAACAAACAUCAUUCCGAAACUCACAUGCUUCGAUACAUGAUGCAUCUCCAAGAAAAAGAUUAUUCAUUGGUACACGGUAUGAUCCCCUUAGGGUCAUGUACUAUGAAAUUGAAUUCUACUUCCUCAAUGGUACCUUUAUCAUGGAAAGAGUUUGGUGGUAUUCAUCCUUUUGCUCCUAGAGAUCAAGUCAAAGGAUAUGAAAUCCUCAUUAAAGAAUUAGAAGAUGAUUUGUCCCUUGUCACUGGAUAUGACGCUACUUCAGUUCAACCAAAUUCAGGUGCAUCAGGUGAAUACGCAGGAUUAAAAGUUAUUCAAGCAUAUCAUGAGUCAAAGGGUGAAGGUCAUCGAGAUAUAUGUCUCAUCCCACUUUCCGCUCAUGGUACAAAUCCAGCUUCAGCAGCAAUGGUUGGAUACAAAGUAGUACCUAUCAAAGCACUCAACGAUGGUUCACUCGAUUUGGUUGAUUUGAAAGAAAAAGCUGAGAAGCAUAAAGACAAUCUUGCUUCCUUCAUGGUUACUUAUCCAUCCACUUUUGGUGUAUUUGAAGAGGGUAUCGAAGAAGCUUGUCAAAUCGUACAUGACAACGGUGGUCAAGUUUACGUCGAUGGUGCAAACUGUAACUCUCUUGUUGGUUUGACUUCUUUGGGUCGAGUUGGCGGUGAUGUCAGUCAUACCAACCUCCACAAAACCUUCUCGAUUCCCCAUGGUGGUGGUGGACCCGGUGUUGGACCGAUCUCAUGUAAAUCUCAUCUCGCGCCAUUCCUUCCUACCCAUCCUCUUAUCGCUACCGGUGGAUCCACACCUAUCCCAGCUGUAUCAGCCGCACCAUUCGGUUCAGCAAGUAUCAACACUAUCUCAUGGGCGUACAUCAAAAUGUUAGGUGGUGAAGGUUUAACCGAAGUAUCCAAAAUCGCUUUAUUAAACGCAAACUACAUCGCAGAGAGAUUAAGACCUUAUUACAAUGUACGAUACUCUAACAAGAACGGUAGAGUAGCACAUGAAUGUUUAGUUGAUUUGGCAGAAUUCGAAAAAUCUGCUGGAUUGAAAGUACCCGAUUUCUCUAAAAGACUACAAGAUUAUUCGUUCCAUCCUCCAACUGCGCAAUGGCCAACUUCAACUUGUUGGUUAAUUGAGCCCACUGAAAGUGAAUCUAAACAAGAACUUGAUAGAUUCAUCGACGCCCUGAUCUCAAUUCGAAAGGAAGUAGAUGAGAUCGUAUCUGGCGAUCAACCGAAAGACAAUAACGUAUUCAAGAACGCCCCUCAUCCUCUAAGUCUUUUGACUGAAGAUAAGUGGGAUAGACCAUAUUCAAGAGAAAAGGCUGUUUUCCCUGUAUCUUCUUUGAGGAGAAACAAGUUCUGGCCUACUGUAGGAAGAGUCGAUGAUGCCGCUGGUGAUCUUAACCUCAUCUGCGAAUGUGGUUCAGUAGAAGAAUACGCUUAG
Molecule: messenger RNA, 3132 nt
Organism: Kwoniella shivajii
Lineage: Eukaryota; Fungi; Basidiomycota; Tremellomycetes; Tremellales; Cryptococcaceae
Product: glycine dehydrogenase
Exons: 10
Coding region: 1-3132 (1043 amino acids)
Biological process (GO): glycine decarboxylation via glycine cleavage system
Cellular component (GO): mitochondrion; glycine cleavage complex
Molecular function (GO): pyridoxal phosphate binding; glycine dehydrogenase (decarboxylating) activity; glycine binding
Source: RefSeq, a predicted model, not a curated record